UAUAAAAGAGACUUACAGAAACUUUCACUCAGAAUAGCACAAACUAUAAUGCACCAUCUCUUUUCAAAAACUGUAUACUGUAUACAAACUAUAGAUGAUUCUUUUCUUUAUUUGACUGCUAAGCACCCAAUCAACUUUUAGGAUGUGGUUGCUGAUAAUAUUGGUGAGCUUCCUGAUUAUGGCUGCAGGAUCAUGUUGGUACCUGUUCGGAAGACCAAGUCCAUUUACAUUGGAGUCAGUGAGACCACCAGGACCUUAUGAGAAAGACCAGAGGGAAAGAGACAAAGUGUUGAAACAAGGAUUUACCAAGGAGAAAAUUCCCAAAAAUCUGGAUGCCAUUGUGAUAGGAAGUGGCAUUGGAGGAAUGACGGCAGCAGCCACAAUGGCCAAAGUAGGGAAGAGAGUCCUGGUGUUGGAGCAACAUGAUGUGGCAGGAGGCUGUUGCCACACUUUCACCAAACAGGGUUUUGAGUUCGAUGUUGGACUUCACUACAUUGGACAGCUGCACGAAAACAGUCUGUUUAAGGUUGCUAUGGACCAAAUCACUGAGGGUCAACUGGAGUUUGUGGAGAUAGAUCAGCAUUUUGACAAUCUUGUGAUUGGUGCUGGAGAGGAACGGAGAGAAUACAGCAUUUACACAGGCAAGACUGAGAUGGAGCAACACCUGAAGAAGCAGUUUCCUGAGGAUGUCAAAGCUGUGGAGGAGUUCUUUAAGCUAAUGAAGAUUGCAGCCAGCCGGACUCCAUUGUUAGCUAUCCUGAAGCUGAUCCCAAGGUGGUUGGCCCUGUUUCUGCUAAAGACUGGCAUUGCUGACUUCUGUUCAUCUGUGUUUCGUCUCUCAGGCACCAGUGCCACAGAGAUAAAUUACAGACUGACAAGCAACAAGGAUUUGCACUUGAUCUUCUCCUAUUUCUUCUAUGGUGUUCCUCCCAAAGAUUCUAGCUGUAUGAUUAAUGCUCUGCUGCUUCACCAUUACAAGCGUGGUGCAUACUACCCCAAAGGGGGUGCCAGUGAGAUUCCAUUCCACAUCACAAAAGUCAUACAGAAACAUGGAGGAAAUGUGCUUGUCCGUGCCCCUGUCAGUCGUAUUCUGGUUGAUAAGAAUGGAUCUGCAUAUGGGGUAGCAGUCAGGAAAGGUGGUGAGGAUGUCGAGGUCUAUGCUCCUGUUGUUAUCUCCAACUGUGGAAUCUACACCACCUUCCAAAAGCUCUUACCUCCAGAGAUACAAGCCAAGCCAGAGAUUCAGAAUCGUUUGGAUAUAAAGCCAGGGAAAGCAUCAUUUCUUCUAUUCUCAGGAUUCGAUGCAACCCAAGAAGAACUAGGCAUCACAUCCACGAAUUUGUGGCUUUUCAAAUCCAAUGACAUGGAUGCCAUGAUGGAUGAUUUCUUCAGUAUGGGUAAAGAGGAGGCACCAGAAAAUAUACCCAUGAUGUUGAUCACCUUUCCCUCUGCCAAAGACCACACAUCACAAAUCCGACACCCAGGCAAGUCAUGUAUGACCAUCCUGACCAUGGUGAAUUAUGAAUGGUUUGAGGAGUGGAAGGACACAAAAGUGAGGAAAAGAGGGGAUGACUAUUACACCUAUAAAAUGAGAUAUGCCAACUACCUCUUUGACUGGGCAUGUGAACACUUCCCAAAACUCAGAGAAAAGCUUGUUUUUCAGGAGGCAGCCUCUCCUUUGACAACUGUGCACUAUCUAGGCUCUAUGCGAGGAGCCAUUUAUUCAGCUGAUCACAACUUGGAACGCUUCAAGGCAGAGACCAUUGCUAAGAAUCGCUGUGAUAGCUCUGUUAAAAACCUUUACAUUUCAGGUCAGGAUGUGUUUAGCUGUGGUAUUGCUGGUGCAAUGCAUGGUGGACUACUUUGUGCCUCUUCAGUGCUAAAUCGAAUAGUAUAUAUUGACCUCUUUCUGCUCAAGAAAAAACUAAAGAGGAAGAAAGCUAGGGAGAUUGCCAGACUGAGCAAACCAAAGCUGCAGUGAUGCAACUGUGCCGACUUUGCAAGAUGGAUGGACAGCUACUCAUUGCAUUUCAAUACAUCAUAGCAAUUUUUAGCACAUAUUAAUAUUUUACACACUCUGAAAAAAAUGUCAAAAUAUGUACCCCAGCAGUUACUGGGGUGAUACCCUUUAAAAAAGAUUUGUACCUAAAGAGCUCAUAGUAGCACCUCAAAGGUUCAUAUUGAUACCAAAUCUAUACAUAUCUGUACCUAAUAGGACUUUUUUAAAGGGAACUGCCCCAAUGGCAGCUGGGGUACGGGAGAGCGGGGUAAGUUGUCACACUGUUCAUAACUCCAACAGAGGCUUUGGGCCCUAUCUUGCACCCAGCGCAAUUGACUUUGUCAGUGACACAUGUAUCAUUCGUAUUUUGCACCGGUGCACAGCGGGUUUUUCCCUCCACGGACGCACGUCGGCAAACUAGGGAAUGAACUUGCGCUCCCUGGGCGGUUCAGCGCAAAAAAGGAGGCGUGUUGCGGCGCAAACCAUCCCUGAUGCUAUUUUGCAGUUUCAAAAAACAAUUGCGCCACUGACCAAAAAAAAACUAGUCUAAAGUCAGUGGCGCGUUGCGCGUGGUUCAUUAUGUUAUUUUAGGGGCGCAUGCUUGACCAUAAUGUAUAGACCCCUUCAAGGUUUGUAAACAUUGAAUGACUAUCGGGUGCGUGCGCAGCAUGGGGUCAAACUGUUCAUACAAUCGAGGCUUUAAAAUUUAAUCUAACAGGGCUGAAAAAUGAUGACUUACCUCAAAUGAAGUGAGCACUACAAUCACAAGCCUCUUUGAUAUUUGUAUUGUUCAAGUCUGCACGUUAAUAGCUUGCAGCCGCAGAUGUUGUAUUUUUUUGUUUUUGAGAUUCUGCAUGAAUCGCGAAAACUUAACGGAAGACCUGGCGCGAUUUUCAGAGCCCACGACGGAAGUAGGCAUUUUUACGAUACCGAAUAACACGCAACUCAAUCUGCUGUAAUUACUUUUCUGACCCCGACAUGCGCAGUGGGAACCGCCUGUGACGUGAACCGUGAAGGGGUCUAUAGCGUGCACAACGCGCACAUACUUUGCUUAUCUAAUCACAGAUGUAACAGUUAUUUUUGCAAAUCAUAAAUUGUUACAAUAAAAAAUAUUAACACAUGAGAAUCAUAGUGGUGAGCAUUGUGGUGAUAGUUUUUAUUUAUUGUGUGGCUGCGUUAAAAAAUUAUCAUGCAAAUAACGAUUAAAAUAUUAUCAUAAGAAACCUUAAUGUAUAUGAACUUGAUUUGUAAGUGCACUUUGGGGUUGGACCUUGCUAGCGUUUCUUGGGUCCGAUUUCAAAGCCCCCAAACCCUUUCAGCGGUGAGGGUGGUCUGCUGGCGUCAGGUCCUGAGGCAGACCCACCUCCCGUUACACGGCGCGUGCCCGAUUUAUGCUGGCAAGCUUGAGAUUCCCCCGUCUCCUGACAUCAUUGUAGCGCUUGGCGCAACGAGGGGGAUGCCAGCUGAUGAGACAAUCGUGGCUAUUUCCUCUCACGCCUGUUUAACCUACGCUGAUUUGGGCGGGUUUCCCCAUUCCUCAUACAAAACAACUUCUCUGUCUUUGACUGCUCUUACAAGAACGUCGGUCUCCUCGGCUGUGAACCGCUCCUAGCGUGCGCCUGGUAAAUCCGUCAUAAUAAUAGCAACCUGCCAUGGAACUUGCGCCCUUGCGUUUAAAGGGAAUGUUGGAUAGCGUUCUGAUUGGUUUAUUUGACGUUACGCCCAAACCACACCUAUGAAUAAUGAACCUACUUCAGGCCAACCCCUUAUUGAUUUGCUCCUGGCGCAAGAGUUAUUUCUCCCGCCGGGAAAAUAGCAACAGCGCCCAAGAUCCACCCACAAAGUCACUUGCGCAUUGCGCUUCGCACUUGCGUUUCAGAUCGUUAAAAUAGGGCCCAAAAUCUUAAAAAUCAAAUAGCCACUUGUCACUGUCAUGACUUCUUCUAUAGUCAACUUUGUGUUCACAUGUGGUGAUCGCUCUAAUCUGACAUUCCCACAAUUUUCUUAUUUUUGCUUAUUUUUUGGUAUAAAAAGAAAAAAUUUGCACUUUAUUUUAUGCAAUACAAAUUUGUUAAAUAUGAAUGUUAAAAAUUAUUAUUUUGCACAAAAUAGAGAAGACAAUUACGUGUCUUUUAAUACUUUAGCUGACGUGCUAUGUUGAGCUAACCCUGAGAUUUAGCCAACAUUAGCACACAUGUCAGUUUGGGGCAAGUUGUCUCAAUGACUUUGGGGCAAGUUGUCACAUGCUUUUCACACUGGAAAUAUUAUUCUAAACCCACGGAUUAACGAAACCAUGGGUUAUCUGUUUCACAUUUCACCAGGGAUUAGAUAACCCUCGGUAUUCAUAUCUGACAUAAUCUAAUCUAGUGUGACAAUUUACCCAACCGUGGGGCAAAUUGUCACAAGUGAACAUUCUCUAUUCAACAGUCUACAGCUCCGUAAUGAGAUAAAAUACGAACAUUUAAUGAAUACAACAUAUGUGCAAAACUUCCUUCUUUUUUAUUGGUAUGAGAUGUAUACCAUUGUGCUGUAUGCUCAGUAAAUGUUAAGCCCUUUUCACACAGACAUUCCGGAAAAUACACGUAAAAUGCAUCCUGGAUUUUUCCGGAAUGAUUAGAGUUUUUGUUCGUUCACACUGCCAAGAUUACACGGCAUCUGAUGGUCCCGGAAAGACACGUGACGUGUUGAAAGUCCCGCCCUCUCUUCUACGCAGCGUCUGAAGUUUGCAUAUUAUAUAUUAUUUCUCUCUCCAGAAACAACUCGCGUGCAUUUUUGUUUAUGAUAAGACUGCGUUGAUAAGACUAUGAUAAGACACCAGUUCUAUGCUGGUGAAUGAUCUCAGCUUCAGAGUGGAUAUUUGACAAGCUCCCUGAUUUCUGCUUUGAUACAGUUUUCAGACAUUUCUCAUCGUGAUUGUUUAUAUGCAUUUAAAACCCGCAUUUUGAGGAGCUGAACAAUAUAUCUCGUUGGGAUGACAUGCGGGUAUUUUCGUUUAUUAUAGCUCAACUGAGCACGUGACGCGAUAUUCUUUUAUGCUGCUGAAUGAUCUCCGUUUCAACGCAGUAAGUAACGAGCUAACUUACCUGAUAUCUGCUUCAGUCUAGUAUGCUGACAUUUCUCGUAGUGAAUGUUGUAAAUCCCUCAUUUUAAAGAGUUGAACCAACUUCAUGUUGCCAUGACACGCGUGUCCUCACUACCGCACGUGCGUCAUUGUUUAUGCGUCUCAUAUAUAAUUUCCUGAUAACUGCUUCAAUCUAGUUUGCAAAAUUUCUCGUGGUGAAUGUUAAUAUGCAUGUUAUCUCUCGUUGUAAGGAGCUGAACCAUAACUUGUGUUGUGAUGAUGACGCGCACGUCCUCACUUCGACACGCCCUUUACGGCAUUCUUGUUCACACAGAGGGUUACCCGCAUAUCUUACUAGGUCCUCUUUCCGGCAACGAUCCCAGAAGAUUAACGGAACGAGUUUUUGUUCACACAGACGCUUGUCUGGAAAUUUUACGGGUAUUUUCUGGGACCAGAGGUCUGUGUGAAUGGGGUAUCAGACAGUGUAAAACGUGUGACAACUUACCCCGCUCUCCCCUACAUAUUUUGACCUUAUUUCUGACAGUGUAUAGAAAGUAAUGAAAGUGAAUAUUUUAAAAUAUAAAAGAUUUAACUGAUUUGUUUGUCUGAGAUUAAUUGUUUAUGCCUUUUAAAUGAUGCAAUAGACAAAGGUCCCACUCUAAAAAAACUAACGGUGCUAUAUAGCACCAAAACUGUUGCUUUGGAUCGUAACCAUAGAAGAACCAUUUUUAGUGCCAUAUAGCACCAGUGAAGCACCUGUGUAGAACCAUAUAGGGGCCAUAUAGCACCACUAUAGCACCACAUAUGGUUCUACAAAGCACUAUAUGGUUCUACACAGGUGCUUCACUGGUGCUUCACCGGUGCUAUGUGGCACUAAAAAUGGUUCUUCUAUGAUUACGAGCAAAGAACCACUUUUGGUGCUAUAUAGCACCGUUUGUUUUUAGAGUGGCAGCACUAUUAGGUUGACUACAAGGCAGGCAUUUCUCUUUAUUUGGAGAAUACACUCUUUUUUGUGCUUUGUAUAGAAAUUUGUAUAAAAAGCUUUUUUGUAUUAUGAUAGUAGAACAUAAGUAAAUGUCAUUAGAUAUAAAGUGUAAAAUGAUGUUGUCACUUUUCACUGAGAUAUUG
Messenger RNA from Paramisgurnus dabryanus, 6188 nucleotides. Its product is annotated as inactive all-trans-retinol 13,14-reductase. The record is from RefSeq and is a predicted model, not a curated record. Gene Ontology annotation, molecular function: oxidoreductase activity. NCBI's taxonomy places the organism in Eukaryota, Metazoa, Chordata, Actinopteri, Cypriniformes, Cobitidae.